AUGCUUAUUCUCCCUCGUUCUAUACCAACUUCUUGUCGCUCUGAGACGGCGACAAGACAAGAACACAGGAAUUACGUGCCCUUAACAAUUACCAUGUCGAAUCAUCAAAUUCCCUUCAAGCUCCUCGAAAUCACCAUCAUUUCAGCACAAGACCUGGCCCCCGUGUCCAAAAUGCUCCGCACAUUUGCAGUUGCAUAUGUACAUCCUGAUCAUAAAUUAACGACAAAGGUGGAUCACAAAGGGCACACGAAUCCGACAUGGAAUUACAAGGUUGUCUUCCUCGUUGAUGAUGCAUUCCUUAAAUCCGAAAAUCCAGCUGUCACAAUCGAAAUCUAUAAUGUUGCAUGGUUGCGCGACCUUCCUAUUGGGACAACCCAUCUUCCCAUCAGCAAUCUUUUGCCCCCCCUCGUGCAGAAAAAUCAAUGCUCACGGCAGGUUGCGCUUCAAAUUUGCCGUCCAUCAGGUCAUUUGCAAGGAAUCCUGAAUCUUUCUGUCCACGUGAUAGACAACAGUGUCCUGGAUGAAAUCCUCAGCAGCGAAUUAAGUAUUUCGACAAUUAGGAACAAUGAUGCAGAAUUGUAUGAUCAGAUUGAGGAAGAAAACAAAAAUCGCAUCCAGGAGGGGUCAGAAAAGAAUUCUAGGAUCGAAAUAUCACCCAAGAAUUCGAGUUUCUCUCCAUUUUCCAAAAAGAUUAUAAAACUGAAUCCAUCAGAACCUGAUCUGCAGGCUGAAACAAAGAGUUUUGUUGCCUCCAAUGCCUCCUUUUAUUCUGUGAUGCGGCCAUUGCCAUCAGAGGUGGCAGCUUAUUUGAAGAAAGGAUUAUAUGCGGCAGAAGGGGACGAAUAUGGGAGCUCAGUUUUCGAAAACUGGUCACUUCCAGGUGAGUCUAAAGAUGGAAGGAUUAAAUCACUAAGCAUUGAAGGGAGAAAAGAUGAUCAAAUUCUUUUGAUAAGUGACAUUGAAGGUAAGAAGAAAUCCAAAGGGCUUCAUCGAAGAGGACGUUCUAAUGGAAAAGGACUGUUUUCUUGUUUUGCCAAUUUCGUUGGAUUUCAGUUCAGCUUCUUUUGCGGGUCCAAGAGAAUGAAGAAGAAUAGCAAGAAUAGAACAAAAUUUUCCUUUUAG
Fraxinus pennsylvanica is the source of this 1122-nucleotide messenger RNA. Lineage: Eukaryota; Viridiplantae; Streptophyta; Magnoliopsida; Lamiales; Oleaceae. The record is from the annotation of a GenBank genome assembly.